CGAGGUGCCCAACGCGAUUCGCUUUCGUCAGCAAUUGCAGCUGUAUCUUUUUUUCUCUCUCUCUUUUUUUAAGUGCUCACGGAUCGCUCGUCGCGUACGGUUCGCAGCGCGUUAAUUUUCUGCUUUGCGCAUAUUUCAAUUUAUGUCAAUUUCAAUAUAUAAAUCUCAAAAUAUGUCGCACGGGUUAAUUAGUUUCGUUUUCACUGCACCUUAUCAUCCACAUCGAAUGUAUAUAUAUAGCAGACCUUUAACUGAUUCACGCCACUUUUAAUUAUUGAAAUUGUAAACAAGCUGUUAAGAAAAACAAUAAACUAUUUCUGUUUUCCAUUAACAAAAUUUGCAGCACCAGAAAAUUUGUCUCGAUUCGUUCUUGACAGUGAAUAUAUAAAGACAGUGCAGUGCCCGGUCUUAACAUAGAUGGUAGGCAAUAAGUUCAACAAUUGCAAUUACAUGAUAAUUUCUUUUCGAGCUCGAUGCCAGAUAAUGUCAGCCAAAUAUCGCGGUAAAUGUGAUUUUUAACUGAAAUCGAAACGGCGCCCAUUCUAAAACACAAUAUUUAAUAUUUGCAUCCUAUUUAUUGAAACACGCAAUGGGUUUUUGUGAGCCCUUUCGCAUGCUGCGCCUAAUUAUCUAUUUAUAUACACUGUUCACAAUUUAAAAAUGAGUAUAUUGGUUUCUUCAACUACGAAAUUUGAUAAAUUUUGAAUAAACAUAAGCCCGUACCAUCUCCCAACAAAACGUUUUGCACGAGCAGGUUAAAUAUAUAAAUAUUCACUUACCAAAAUCUGAUUAGUUUUAUUCACGAAUAUUCUCUUCGACUUUGCACAAAAUGGCGCGCAGUCGGUUGCGGCCGCGCUUUCUGCUUCUUACUCCUUGAACACAUUGCGGUACAUUGGGCAAAUGCAAGCUAUGAUAAUUUAGCACAAAUGCAGCGCCAUGAGCUAGCUAUGCGAAUCCUAGAAAGUAUUAAUAUCCUUCACUCACAGCCGAUGCGCCAUUUCAAUCUGUGUGGGCCUUUAUCCUUACGCCCAUUAUUCACAAUUAGAAACUAUUUAAAAAACCGAAAAACUUAAAAUUGAGCCCGUCGUGUUGCAUUGUAAAAGCCGCGAUUAAGUCGUGAUUGAAUUUAUCGAUAGCUCGCCUCAAUUGCACGGAAUCGAUAGGCGCCGAUAGCGAUAUCCUGUUUUUAAACGAUAUUUAGGCGCUAACAAGAACUGGACGCAACAAACUUAUUCUUUUAGAUGCUCAACAUUUUAUAUUUAGCAUGGAAGAAGGGUUGAAUGAUUGCAGCAGAGUAUCUCCCAGUCUAGCAGAGCCGCUUAGAUAGUUUUGGCUCGUCUUUCCUGCAUCACUUUAAACUGUUUAUUGCUUCUUAUCGUUUCGGGAUUACAUGGCAGACGAAAAAAAAAACAAUAAUUAUGCCGCAAGCCAGCCAAAACAAAUAGUUGCAAUGGCUGACCAACGGCCGCUACUCGAGUACAUUCACGACGAGACAAAGGAUGGCAACGCAGAUGCCCCGGAGCCGGCCUUGACGGGCAUUGGCUUCAAGCACGGCGCCACGCCCUCGCUGGCCUGGUACGGCCGUCAAUUGGUGCUGCGCCGCAAGCUGAUCCUAGGCCUGUUGCUGAUAUUCAUAUUCUCGUAUUUCCUAAUCGGACCGGCCGAUGUGCUGGACCUGGAGGCCGUGCAGGUGCAUCAUCAUUCCAAUGUAUUGGACAUGGAAGCCUUCGAUUUGAACCCAACGCAACCGCUUUUAUUGACAACCAUUGAGCACACAACUAAUUCGAUGCAAUCAUCGAUAACCCCUAUGCCAAAAGGCUAUCUCGUGUACAGCAAUCACUGCCGGAUCGUGGACCUAGAUCCGUUCAAGCGCGAGGUGAUGCGCCAUUUCAAGCGCGUUUCCUACAAGCCCUGCCAGACACGCCCGCCACUCACCAGGGUGCACUAUGAUGGCACUGCGCAGCGCUAUGUCCUGAGCAUGGAAUCCACAGCUCUGGCCAGCUACAAAAAGGGCAGCGCCCUUAGCUGCUGCUAUAUGGGCGUGGAGCGUGCCAGUGAGACGGAUGUCAACUACACGUCUUGCCAGAAAUUUAAAGGUUCAGCUCAGCUGUCCAACAGCACGGACAGCAUCAUAGUCAAGUGUAAAUCGAACAAGGAGCGAGUCUACAUCAACGGACAUCCAACCGUACCGGAGCGCGUGGCCGUGCGAGAACGCCUGGAGCGCUGGGCGCACAAGGACCAAGGCCGGCGUGUGCCCAGCGUACUGAUGAUAGGCAUCGAUAGCAUCUCGCGAGUGAAUCUAAUACGUGCGAUGCCCAAGACAGCGCAGUAUUUGUACGACGAGGAUUGGUUUGAGCUGGCGGGCUACAACAAGAUAGAUGACAAUACAUUCCCCAACAUAAUGGCUCUAAUGGUGGGCUACAAUCUGACGAAUGCCAUGAAGCACUGUAAUCCCUACAAGGUGAAUGGCCUGGAUAAAUGCAAUUUCAUUUGGAAGCUGUUCCAAGAACAUGGCUAUGUGACUGCCUAUGGCGAGGAUGCAAUCAAGAUCAACACAUUCAAUUACCUGAAAAAGGGUUUCCAGCAACCGCCCGUGGACUACUACUUGCGUCCGUAUUUGUCCGCCGCAGAGAAGCUACUCGGCGGCAAUAUAGUCCUUGGUCUGCCGCACUGCGUGGGCUUUGAGACGGAGGCGGAGCAUGUGUACAACUAUGCGCAGGAGUUUGCCAAACGUUAUCGUAACGACAGCUUCUUCGGCUUCUUCUGGACGAACACGCACAGCCACAGCGACAUCUCGCAGACCAGCUCUAUGGAUGACUACUUGCGGGGAUAUCUGCAACGGCUGGUGGCGCAGGGCACAAUGGAGCACAGCAUUGUGGUGUUUUUCAGCGAUCAUGGCCUGCGCUUUGGACCGACGCGUGCCACCUGGUCGGGUCACUUGGAGGAGCGGCUGCCUUUUCUGUUUAUCUGGCUGCCGCCAUUUGUGCGGAAGGCGCAUCCGGAGUUUGUCGAAGCGCUGCGCCAGAAUCGCAAUCGUCUGACCACGCCCUACGAUCUGCACAUGACACUUAAGCACAUACUCGCGCUUUCGGGUCGCUCCGGCAGCCUGGAGUCGCUGGGCGGCGCCAAGGAUUGCCCGCAGUGCCAAAGUCUGUUGCUGCCAGUGCCGCUUAAUCGCAGCUGUCAGGAUGUGGCCAUUGAGGAUCACUGGUGCACAUGCUGGGCGUAUGAUAGCGUCUACAAGAACUCCAAGACAGUGCGUCAGCUGGCCAAGCGUGUGGUGCACUAUCUGAACGAUUAUGUCAACAAUUUUCGUAAUGGCAGCCUGGCCCAUCUGUGCGUCCCGCUGUCGCUGCAGAGCGUAAGCGCCGCUUACAAGGCGCAUCCGAAAGACAUCGAUGCCGGCCAUAUACAGAUCUAUUGGCUAAUCUUCUAUACCGCGCCCAAUAAGGCGCUGUACGAGGCAACGGUGCGCUACAACAGCCAACUGCCCGAGGAGGACAACCUGCUGGUGACCGGCUCUGUGAGUCGCCUCAACACGUACAGCGGGGAGGCCGAUUGCAUGAACGAUUUUGCAAUCAAGAAGUAUUGCUAUUGCCGUCACAAGGGCGCUUGAUUCAAAUCGAUUAUAUGGGACUCAUAUAUUAUUUAGAUUGCUUAGUCUUAAGCCCCCAAGUGCCGUUAAUAGUAGUUGUUGUAGGGCUAAGCAAAAGUAGAUGUUUAACUCUCCCUCUAAGUAGCCGCCGUGUGGGCGUUAACACCUCGACUCGGGAACAUUUCCAGAGCAGCAACGUGAUAAUAUUUAUUUAACAAGUGUAAAUAAUCUUUUUAUUUACACAAUAUGUUAGAUUAGCAUUGAAAAUGCAAAGAAUAGACGCGACUUGGGAAUAUAGCGACAUCUUCUGUGUGGGUGUAGCCAACUUUUCAAAUCGUCUUCCUAGAUAGAAGCAUGGCAUCUAUCCCUAAAUUGUCUAGAAUACAAUCUUCGAAAUUGUUAUUGCUAAUUUAAAUCAGCAUGACUUUCAUAUGAAAUGUCAACGGUUACAAAUCUCAAUCUAGAUUCCUUAACUAGAGUUAGGGCAUCUUUUGUUCUGGCAUAGCUUUACUGGCAUAUCGAAUUAGACUAGUCAUAGUCUAUAGAUUACGUCUAUGUCACCCAAUACCUAGUUCGGAUAGCAUGGAUUUUCCUCGGGAAGGCAAAGUUUCGAAUGCUAUGCUUUAUCCUGUUCUCAGAUAUUGUUCUAGAUAAAAGCAAUUCCUUGCUCGAGCAACGCUAGAAUCUGGAUUAACUGGACAGGAUUGUUAGUUAUGCUGCCCUUUAAGUUCGUUUCAGGAACCGAGGAGGGAUAGGCAACCUUCCUUUCUUCACAUAGGUUAUAGUUGUAGUUGCUUUCACCUCUUUCAAAUAUAUUUCAAUUCUUCUGGAGAAGCAUCAGAAACAUUCGAUUAUGUCUGUAUCAUAAACUAGAGCUUGGAAAUUUGCUAUGUAGACUCAAAGAAAAAAUCCAAAAAUCCUAAUUAAAUGGAAAAUAGAAAAUCAAAUUCGCAAUGUAAAUAAUAUAAUAUAUAUUCUUUAGCUUACUUCUAACGUUCUUUAUGUAUAUAUACUCGAUUUCCAAUAUACUUAGAAACCCAAACAAACAACGAAUGCCAAGAUUUCAAUUAAUAUUGUAUAAUCAAGUAUUAUUUAAGUUUGCAUUAAAAAAUAUACAGCUACAUUUUACAUAUAAACUUAUGUAAUUAAAAAAUAUUUAUGACAAGUUUUUUUCAUAGAUAC
Messenger RNA from Drosophila novamexicana, 4777 nucleotides. RefSeq lists its product as uncharacterized. The record is from RefSeq and is a predicted model, not a curated record. The coding region runs from base 1391 to 3616 and encodes 741 amino acids. Lineage: Eukaryota; Metazoa; Arthropoda; Insecta; Diptera; Drosophilidae. The transcript has 4 exons.